Molecule: messenger RNA, 1753 nt
Organism: Camelina sativa (false flax)
Lineage: Eukaryota; Viridiplantae; Streptophyta; Magnoliopsida; Brassicales; Brassicaceae
Product: sugar transport protein 2-like
Biological process (GO): monosaccharide transmembrane transport
Cellular component (GO): membrane
Molecular function (GO): monosaccharide transmembrane transporter activity
Source: RefSeq, a predicted model, not a curated record
UAGACACAUUGAGUUUUAUUUACGUUCCUUAAUUCACAUUAUUAGAUUAUCAAAAGAAGAGAGCUUUACCGAGAGAGAGUUUUUAUAUUAGCAGUAGUAACAAUGGCUGUUGGUUCGAUGAAUAUCGAAGAAGGCACUGUUUACCCUGCAAAGACAACUUUUCAAGUCUGUCUCUGCUGUAUGAUUGCUGCUGUUGGUGGUCUCAUGUUUGGUUACGACAUCGGAAUCUCAGGAGGUGUGACGAGUAUGGACACAUUCUUGAUAGAUUUUUUCCCACACGUGUACGAGAAGAAACACAGAGUACACGAGAACAACUACUGCAAAUUCGAUGACCAGCUUUUGCAGUUGUUCACUUCUUCUCUCUACUUGGCUGGGAUCUUUGCUAGUCUUGUUGCUUCCUAUUUCUCCAGGGCUUUCGGAAGAAAACCAACCAUCAUCCUCGCCUCCAUCUUCUUCCUUGCCGGUGCUCUCCUCAACUUGUCUGCACAAAACCUUGGCAUGUUGAUCGGUGGCCGUAUUCUUCUCGGUUGUGGUAUUGGUUUCGGUAAUCAGACGGUUCCAUUGUUCAUCUCAGAGAUUGCUCCGCCGAGAUUCAGAGGAGGACUAAGCGUCAUGUUCCAGUUUCUCAUCACCGUCGGAAUCUUAGCAGCAAGUUGUGUGAACUACCUCACUUCCACGUUGAAGAACGGCUGGAGAUACUCUCUCGGUGGUGCUGCUGUCCCUGCUUUAAUCCUCUUGGUAGGAUCCUUCUUUAUCCACGAGACUCCAGCUAGCCUCAUCGAGCGUGGUAAAGAUGAAAAAGGCAAGGAAGUCCUGAGGAAGAUCAGAGGCGUUGAAGACGUUGAUCUCGAGUUUCAUGAGAUCAAACGCGCCACAGAGGUUGCAGCAAAAGUAAAAAGCCCUUUUAAGGAACUCUUCUCCAAGCGCGAGAACAGACCCCCAUUGGUGUGCGGAACGCUGCUUCAGUUCUUUCAACAGUUCACCGGAAUCAAUGUGGUUAUGUUCUACGCUCCAGUCUUGUUCCAGGGUAGUGGUAACAACGCUUCUCUCAUCUCUACCGUUGUCACCAACGGUGUGAACGCAUGCGCUACCAUUUUAUCGAUUGCCUUGGUUGAUAAUGCUGGUAGGAGAUGUCUUUUAAUGGAAGGAGCCCUCCAGAUGACCAUUACACAGAUGACAAUUGGAGGCAUUCUCUUAGCUCACUUGAAGCUCGUUGGUUCUAUUACGGGUCAUGCCGUGCCACUGAUUGUAUUGAUCCUCAUCUGCGUAUAUGUGUCUGGUUUUGCGUGGUCUUGGGGACCAUUGGGAUGGCUGGUUCCCUCUGAGAUCUAUCCUCUUGAGGUGAGAAAUGCAGGUUACUUCUGUGCAGUGGCGAUGAACAUGGUCUGCACUUUCAUCAUCGGUCAGUUCUUCUUGUCAGCUCUCUGCAGACUCAGAUCUUUCUUGUUCUUCUUCUUCGGAGCAAUGAACAUUAUUAUGGGACUAUUUGUGGUCUUCUUUCUCCCCGAGACCAGGGGUGUUCCUAUUGAGGAAAUGGCCGAGAGGCGUUGGAAGACGCACCCGCGUUGGAAGAAAUAUUUCAAAGACUAAAUUUGUUCCUUUUUUUUUUUGCCGUAGUUAUUAAUAAUUCGAACAUUUUCCAGAGUUUUUUAGCUAGAGUUUGCCCUUCUAGUUUUUUUUUCUUUUCUUUCCAUACUUUCUCUGCUAAUUUUAAUAAUUUGUAGUUCACAUUGUUUAGAUUAUUAAGUCGAAA